Messenger RNA from Leptopilina heterotoma, 1683 nucleotides. RefSeq names its product ras-related protein Rab-37-like. The record is from RefSeq and is a predicted model, not a curated record. Gene Ontology annotation, molecular function: GTP binding; GTPase activity. Gene Ontology annotation, cellular component: Golgi apparatus; endosome. The coding region runs from base 527 to 1405 and encodes 292 amino acids. The transcript has 7 exons. NCBI's taxonomy places the organism in Eukaryota, Metazoa, Arthropoda, Insecta, Hymenoptera, Figitidae.
AUUUUUGCCUUUAUAUGUUUGUCACAGGUUGUACUUGACAUCAAUAUAUUUUGCAGGACAGGUGGAUUUUUAUUCACUUGUCCUCUGUACGGACAUACAGUGGAUACUUUACCUAUUAUUGAUACACGUGUUUGUAGGCCAAUUGAAGGCUAAAAAUAUGAAUACAAUAUGCAUGUGCGUUCUCAGGUUAGAAUUUCUCCUCAAGGUUCCGCGAAUAUAGUACGCUUGCGUCCUACAAACACUAUAUGAAGAUUACUUUUUUUUGCAGUAUUUAUCGCAGUUAGCUUUCGUCUAUACUGUAUCGUGUGCGCGCAUCAUUCAUUUCUCUUAAACAUGCCUCUGUAAACAAAAGAUAAAUCAGUCUCGAGACUCACAUGUCACCAUGCUUACUCAAAAGGACAUUCGCCUAAAGAGGAUGGAACCUCACUUCUGGAUUAGCUCUUUAAGAAUUUAUAUAUAUAUAUAGAUAAGUAGAAAAUGUUUCAAGAACAAGAAAUUAUUCAUCGUGGCAGUAGAGUAAAGGAAAAUGGCUGCUGACGAAACAUUUAAAACUCUUCAAAAUGAGGAAUCUAAGAGACAUAUCCGACAAAAGGGAAAUAAAAAGAGUGCAUUUUCUGUCGAUAAUCUAGACACCACCCCGUCACCCACUGGUUAUCGUGACUAUAAACCACCAGCUGAGGUUCUUGGUGGUCAUUAUCAUUCGGCGAUUGACAAAACAAAACCUGUUGACGUGAUUGACAAAGGUUCAUUGAGAAGGAAGCCAAAAGAGCAAGAUACAAAUCGAACACACAAAACAAUAUUGUUGGGUGACAGUGGAGUUGGAAAAACUUCGUUGCUCGUUCAGUUCGAUACCGGAAGUUUUCAACAAGGAAACUUUGCAGCCACUGUUGGAAUUGGUUUCACGAAUAAAUUAGUAUCUGUCGAUGGCGAUCAGGUGAAACUCCAGAUUUGGGAUACCGCUGGUCAGGAGAGAUUUCGAAGUGUAACACACGCUUAUUAUCGAGAUGCUCAUGCAUUGUUACUACUUUACGAUAUCACAAACAAAAAGAGCUACGACAAUAUCAGAGCUUGGCUUGGCGAGAUUCGAGAAUACGCACAGGAUGACGUUGUCGUCAUAUUAAUAGGCAAUAAAUGCGACUAUGGCAAUCAGCGGGAAAUUCGUCGCGAGGAAGGGGAGAGACUAGCACGAGAGUAUCAAGUGCCCUUUAUGGAGACUUCGGCUAAAACUGGUAUCAAUGUCGAGUUGGCAUUCCAUGCACUUGCCAGGGAACUGAGGGCUCGUGAAAAUAUGAAAACGCAGGAUCGUUCAAACGAAAUGAAUAAAUUCAAUGUUCAAGAUUACGUUCGUCAACAAUCCGCAACUCAACCCAGUUCUUGUUUCAAUUCAAGCUGCAUUACGGCCUGAGAAUUUACACGCGCACGUUAUAUAUAUACGAAAAUUAUGUUUACAUAAAUUUAUACUGGGUGUCUAAAAUGUAUUCCCCCUCCUUUCAAAUUAAUUUUUGAUGUUAAUAAGAAAUUUUAAAAUAAUAAUUUUUAAAACAUGUAUUUAAAGGAAUGGAAUUUUGUAGACACUCUUUAUAAUUGUUUAUAAUUGUACGAAUUAUAUAUACAAUUGUAAAUAUACGCAAAUCACUGUAAGCCACAAAUAAAAAAUAUAUUGAUUGCGCAAAUUUAUAUUAA